AUGGCUUCUUCCUCAAGAAUGUCGUGCUUCCAGUGCCACGAUUCCAGCUCCGCCCCAGACGCCUUCAGAAACGGGUGGCGCCUCCGCAGCGGCCACCACGCCCACCUCUGCCCUCGUUGCGCUUCGUUAUAUGAGGAAGGAAGAUUCUGUGAGACCUACCAUUUGCAUGAUGAUGGUUGGAGAGAUUGUGAAUCUUGUGGGAAGUCGAUCCAUUGUGGAUGUAUAGCGUCUUUCAAUAGUCAUUUUCUAUUAGACGUUGGUGGCAUAAUCUGCAUGGAAUGCUCAAGGCUAAAUUUUCUUUUGGCUCGAAACCAGUGUAUGCCUCUUGACCCUGAUACAACAGCUUGUGAAUCUGGUUCAGAACGAUCUGGCAAAGCCUUGGCAGAAGCCCAGUUCUGGCCUCGAGUGACUGAUCUGGAAAUGCCACAAUUCUCUAGAAUCCCCAACGCUACUGUCACUCCUCUGUUUGAAAAGAUAUUGACUACUAGUGAUGCUGAUCUCAAACUAGCGCGCCUAAUUAUACCAAAAAGAUGUGCAGAGUCUUCGUUCCCUAAUAUUUCUGGCCCGCAUGGGUUGCACAUCAAAAUACAAGAUAUGGAAGGCAGUGAAUGGGAAUUUCACUACAGAUAUUGGAUCAAUGGUGGAAGUAGGAUUUAUGUUCUCGAGGGGCUCAGAGAUUAUAUGGUCUCAAAGAAUUGGCAGGCAGGCGAUACUGUCCUCUUCGGAGCGGAGGGGGUGUCCGGCAAAGCGAGUCGAGGUUUGGGUCUGAGUAGAGGCGAGGCGAAGUUCAAGUUCUUCGGGCCCCGGAGUGAGGUGAGGGGUUUGGUGGGCCAAACUUUCCGGUCCAUCUAUAAGAACCCAUCUUCAUUGGGCCUCAUCAUGGCGGUGGUUGGUGGGAAAGAUGAUAUAAAUGACGUUGUCUUUUGCAAAGGGCAAUAA
This is a messenger RNA of Striga hermonthica, 939 nucleotides long. Lineage: Eukaryota; Viridiplantae; Streptophyta; Magnoliopsida; Lamiales; Orobanchaceae. The record is from the annotation of a GenBank genome assembly.